AUGACUGCGGAGCUGCAGCAGGACGACGCGGCCGGAGCGACCGACCGCCACGGCUCGAGCUGUCAAAUGCUGUUGAAUCAACUGAGAGAAAUCACAGGCAUUCAGGACCCUUCUUUUCUUCAUGAAGCUCUGAAGGCCAGUAAUGGUGACAUCACCCAAGCAGUCAGCCUUCUCACUGAUGAAAGAGUUAAAGAGCCCAGCCAAGAGACUGCUGCAGAACCAUCUGAAGAAGAGGGGAGUGCUGCCAGCAAAGAGGAAUUAACAAAAGUGAUAGACCUUACUCACGAUAGCAAGGAUGAUCUUCAGGCUGCCAUUGCUUUGAGUCUACUGGAGUCCCCCAAAAUUCAAACUGAUGGAAGAGAUCUUAACAGGAUGCACGAGGCAACCUCUGCGGAAACUAAACGCUCCAAGAGAAAACGUUGUGAAGUCUGGGGAGAAAAUCCCAAUCCCAAUGACUGGAGACGAGUUGAUGGUUGGCCAGUUGGGUUGAAAAAUGUUGGCAAUACAUGUUGGUUUAGUGCUGUUAUUCAGUCUCUGUUUCAAUUGCCUGAAUUCCGAAGACUUGUCCUCAGCUAUAGUCUACCACAGAACGUACUUGAAAGUUGUCCAAGUCACACGGAAAAGAGAAAUAUCGUGUUUAUGCAGGAGCUUCAGUAUUUGUUUGCUCUGAUGAUGGGAUCAAAUCGCAAGUUUGUAGACCCUUCAGCAGCCCUGGACCUCUUAAAGGGAGCGUUCCGAUCACCCGAGGAACAGCAGCAAGAUGUGAGUGAGUUCACACACAAGCUCCUGGAUUGGCUGGAGGACGCCUUCCAGCUAGCUGUCAAUGUUAACAAUCCCAGGAACAAAUCUGAAAAUCCAAUGGUGCAGCUGUUCUAUGGUACUUUCCUCACUGAAGGGAUUCGUGAAGGAAAGCCCUUUUGUAACAAUGAGACCUUCGGCCAGUACCCCCUUCAGGUAAACGGCUACCGUAACUUAGACGAGUGUUUAGAAGGGGCCAUGGUGGAGGGUGACGUUGAGCUGCUUCCUUCCGAUCAUGCAGUGAAGUACGGACAAGAGCGUUGGUUUACAAAACUACCUCCAGUGUUGACCUUUGAACUCUCAAGAUUUGAGUUUAAUCAAUCCCUGGGUCAGCCAGAGAAAAUUCACAAUAAGCUUGAAUUUCCUCAGAUCAUCUAUAUGGACAGGUAUAUGUACAGGAGCAAAGAGCUUGUUCGAAGUAAGCGAGAGUGUAUUCGAAAACUCAAAGAAGAAAUAAAAAUUCUGCAGCAAAAACUGGAAAGGUAUGUGAAAUAUGGCUCGGGCCCAGCCCGGUUCCCGCUUCCGGACAUGUUGAAAUACGUAAUUGAAUUUGCCAGUACAAAACCUGCCUCAGAGAGCUCUGUGUCUCAAAGUGAUGCAUGCAUGACAGAACCACUUUCUUCAGCACACUGCCUGACUUCUGACCUGACAUCCAAGGAAAGUACAAGUAAAGACAGCACGUCUCAGGAAGCUGAAGGAACCUUUUCUUCCUCUGAAGAUUCUGCGCACAAGUCUAAGAUGGCAGAGCAGCCACCUGCACCUCCCCGUUCUUCCGUGGAAAUGCCCGCACACCCAGCUCCUCGAACAGUCACAGAUGAGGAGAUAAACUUUGUUAAGACGUGCCUGCAGAGGUGGAGGAACGAGAUUGAACAGGAUAUACAAGACUUAAAGAACUGUAUUGCAAGCACUACCCAGACUAUUGAGCAGAUGUACUGUGAUCCUCUCCUCCGUCAGGUGCCUUAUCGCUUGCAUGCAGUGCUGGUUCACGAAGGACAGGCAAACGCGGGACACUACUGGGCCUACGUAUACAAUCAGCCGCGGCAAGUCUGGCUCAAGUACAACGACAUCUCUGUUACCGAGUCCUCCUGGGAGGAACUUGAGCGAGAUUCCUACGGGGGCCAGAGAAACGUUAGUGCGUACUGCCUGAUGUACAUUAAUGACAAGCUGCCCCACUUCAGUGCAGAGGCGGCCCCGAAUGAAUUAGAUCAGAUGUCAGGAGAAGUGGAAGCCCUGUCUGUUGAACUUAAGCAUUACAUUCAGGAAGAUAACUGGAGGUUUGAGCAGGAAGUGGAGGAAUGGGAAGAAGAGCAGUCUUGCAAAAUUCCUCAGAUGGAAUCUUCCACCAGCUCAGCAUCACAGGACUUCUCUCCAUCACAAGAAUCUUCAGUGGCCUCUUCCCACGGGGCUCGAUGCCUGUCCUCCGAGCACGCUGUGAUCGUGAAGGAGCAGACUGCCCAGGCGAUUGCAAACACAGCACAUGCCUAUGAGAACAGUGGCGUGGAAGCUGCCCUGAGUGAGCUUAAGGAAGCUGAACCCAAGAAGCCCAUGCCCCCGGAAACAAAGCUUGCAGAGCAGGCAGAGCAGCCCCCACAGGCUCGUGACGCAGAGUCUGCUGCCCAGCCUAAUGCUGAGGUCUCUGAAGUCGAGAUUCCCAGUGUGGGAAGGAUUCUGGUUAGAUCUGAUGCAGAUGGAUAUGAUGAGGAGGUGAUGCUGAGCCCUGCCAUGCAAGGGGUCAUCCUGGCCAUAGCUAAAGCCCGUCAGACCUUUGACCGAGAUGGGUCUGAAGCAGGGCUUAUUAAGGCAUUCCAUGAAGAGUACUCCAGGCUCUAUCAGCUCGCCAAGGAGACCCCCACCUCUCACAGUGAUCCUCGUCUUCAGCACGUGCUUGUCUACUUCUUCCAAAACGAAGCACCUAAAAGGGUAGUAGAGCGGACCCUUCUGGAACAAUUUGCUGAUAAAAAUCUUAGCUAUGAUGAAAGGUCGAUCAGUAUUAUGAAGGUGGCUCAAGCAAAACUGAAGGAGAUUGGUCCAGAUGACAUGAAUAUGGAAGAGUACAAGAAGUGGCAUGAAGAUUACAGUUUGUUCCGAAAGGUGUCUGUGUAUCUCCUGACAGGCCUGGAACUCUAUCAGAAAGGAAAGUACCAAGAGGCGCUUUCCUACCUGGUGUACGCCUACCAAAGCAAUGCCGCUCUGCUGAUGAAGGGGCCCCAGCGGGGCGUGAAGGAGUCGGUGAUAGCUUUAUACCGAAGAAAAUGCCUUCUGGAGUUGAAUGCCAAAGCAGCUUCUCUCUUUGAAACAAACGACGAGCACUCUGUAACAGAGGGCAUUAAUGUGAUGAAUGAGUUGAUCAUUCCCUGCAUUCACCUUAUCAUUAAUAACGACAUCUCCAAGGAUGACCUGGAUGCCAUUGAGGUCAUGAGAAACCACUGGUGCUCUUACCUGGGGCAGGAUAUCGCAGAAAAUCUGCAGCUGUGCUUAGGGGAAUUUCUACCCAGACUUCUAGAUCCUUCUGCAGAAAUCAUUGUCUUAAAGGAGCCUCCAACUAUUCGACCCAAUUCUCCCUAUGACCUUUGUAGCCGAUUUGCAGCUGUCAUGGAGUCAAUUCAAGGAGUGUCAACUGUGACAGUGAAAUAA
Messenger RNA from Rangifer tarandus platyrhynchus (Svalbard reindeer), 3432 nucleotides. The record is from the annotation of a GenBank genome assembly. Lineage: Eukaryota; Metazoa; Chordata; Mammalia; Artiodactyla; Cervidae.